This is a messenger RNA of Acanthaster planci (crown-of-thorns starfish), 4035 nucleotides long. RefSeq lists its product as uncharacterized. The record is from RefSeq and is a predicted model, not a curated record. Gene Ontology annotation, molecular function: ubiquitin protein ligase binding. Lineage: Eukaryota; Metazoa; Echinodermata; Asteroidea; Valvatida; Acanthasteridae.
CUUUAUUCGUAAAAGCAACAAGUUGACAAUUGUAGUAUGUGCAAACAUGGGCAAGAUUGAAAGAAAAUCCACAGCUGUUUAGAGUAUACCAAGAUGACCCAAACAUCAAGCAGGUGUUUUUAGCAGCUUGAAUGGAGUCUAACAAUGGAGGAAGCAGAGGUCAUUGACAUUGACGACCUUCUGGGAUCUUCAGCACCAAUUGAGCAGCAAGAUGCAGAAGAAUAUAAUUUUGAGAAUUUCUUCACUGAGGGAGAGACUCCACAGGACCCUAACCCAACCACCUUGAUAUCCAUGCCACCACCUCCCAAAAAUAUUUCAACACAAGGUGGUCACAAGCAACAAACUUUAGCAUCUGGAAGCAAUCAAUCCAAGCAAGGACCUUGGAAAGCCUCCCUGGAAGAGGAUUUUAAGAAGUUCUUUCUGUCUUCCAAAUCGUCCAAGAGGAAGUUGAAGGAACCAGGCAACAACAAUGUGACUUGGGAGAAAGACCCUGGUGGCAAGAACCAUGACAAUGAAGACUUCUCGGAUGCUAAGGUGGCUCAAAACGAAGCUCUCCUGGAUGCCUUAGUCCAGGGUGAAUUGUCAGAUGCUGUGUUAUCUGAUGAGGAGCUCUGCAUUGAUGUUAACUCGGAGGAACUCAGGCAGUUCAUCUUGGAGUUUGAAACCAGUGGCAAGGGAAAUGGAGAUAAACCGCACGACGUUGCAUCUCCUGGAAAGGCAAAAGCAAAACAGGGUAUUGUUAUAAAUCACAGACAUGUCCAGAGUGAGGACCAAGAAAGCCUGAACUCCUCCAUCAGCACGACAGAGUCCCGAGAUGGCAGCUUGACGUCCAGUCUGGCAUCCAGCGACCUGUCGCCGAUCAGGACCAAACAGAAGGUCCCGCGGGGGAAGAGUGUCCGCUUCCUCAUGUCCAAUCUCCUGAGGAACAACAAGGCCCAGCAUCAUCCCACCAACUGCGCCUCAGGAUCAGACGAAGAUUCCAAGGAGACAAGGAGGGCUCCGGCCAAAACAAAAGAGAAGACCAAAAGGAGAGACAAAGAAGAGAAAGAGCGAGACCGAGUCACUAAACAGCAGGCCAAGAUCGCAAAGACUCAGAUGUACUCAGCAGCCUCAACUAAUAAAGCCGCAGCCCAUCUGGCCCCACUGAGACAAGGAGACAGGGCACCAGAUGGAGGUACACAACCCUUGAGCCAGGUACCAUCGGUUACCGUAGCAACACCACUCAGUACUGAGACCAGAGACAAUACCCUGCAUAAGCAGCUGAUACAAGCUGCAGCGCGUGGCGACCUACAGGUUCUGGAGUUCUUGCUGGCGGCCAAUGAAGGUCUUUCGGAGGUGCGAGACAGUCGAGGCAACACGUUACUUCACGCAGUCGCCAGGCGAGGUCACGUUGAUUGUCUGGCCUGGCUGGCAGAAGGACCCUGCUCUGAAAUGUUGUCAGUUGAGAAUGACGAUUGCUUCACUGUGGCUGCCUUGGCUGUCAAGCAUGGUCAGGUGGACUGUGUCAAGUGCCUUGUCCAGCACUCGGGGGCAGCCUCGGAACUACACCCUCCAGACCACCGCUGGUCACUGCUUCACCUAGCUGCCCGCUUUGGCCAGGAAGCCUGCCUACGCUGGUUGCUAGAAUACAUGCAGAUGGAGGAUAUCUCAGUGGACCAAAGAGAUCAUAGCAACAACAGCCCUGCUCACCUCGCUGCCAAAUAUGGCUAUCUUCAAUGCUUACAGACACUGGUGGAGUUCAAUUCUGAUGUGACUUUACUCAAUAAGAAGAAACAGUCACCCUGCACACUGGCAACAAGGUAUCACCAUGACACCUGUGCUCAGUUUUUGGUUGUCGUGGAAACCUGUAUCAAGCUCUCCAAUGAGCUUACCUUGACCCAGCGGAGACUGAGAGAAAGCCAACAGGAGAAGGAGAUAUUGGCCAAAAAGCUUAGGGAGGCGAUGUCAUGCACUGACGCCCUCGUUCAUAUGCAGAAGACUGACCUCUCCCAACAAAUUGAGCAAAUCCAAGGAGAGUACGUUGACCUGACCAACCUGUUAGUCCAUCAGCUAGACCAGAUGCACCGGCACCAGACUGAUUCCGGCAGCCAAUCAGCAUCCUCAUUCAGGGAGGAAUUGACAGUGUCCAAGCAGAAAGCCAGUCAACUAGAACAGGCCUGCUCAGAGCUCCUUGAAAUGGACCAAGAGCAACAGCAAGAUGCCGCCAACAGGAACCAGCUGCAAGAGAUUGAGAGGAGACUGAGCCGAUUACAGCCCCUACCAACCAGCCCCAUAUGGCCCACGCCACCUGCUGAGCUUCAUCCUGGCCUGGCAUUAGACUCCAUGAGGGCUCGUUUGAGUGAGGUUAACCAGCAGAUAUCCACUCUACACCACCCAAGCCCUAGUCUGGCGUCAGACAACCUUGACACUCUCAGCCUCAGCAGCAGCUACACCUCCUCCCUCAGUUCAUCCUCAUCUUCCCUGCCUACGGGUGUGGUACAGUCUUCCCCCGCUCACUCAGCUAAGAAGCACAAGACGUCAUGGAACGAGGAACUAUCCCCGAGGGGGACGUUGGCCAGCAAAGGCAAAACAGACAGGACACAUCGUGAUUUACCAAAGCCUCAUAAGGCACAUAGCCCAACAAUCAGGAGUACUGGACCAGAGCUGAGUGACCCGGUCAGAAAAGCUGAGGGUCAAAGGUUAAAUCUUCCCUGCUCGUCGGACUUUGGGGAAAAGAAUGACACCAGUGUGCAAUAUGUGAAAAGAGGUUUGACGGGGCAAAGUAAUGAAACCAUCCAAAAGUCACAACCACAGCAAUCUCAAGCCAAUAUUCUUCACGUUAAAGCCUCUGUGGAACCCUUGCCUCAAAAUAAAGGUCACAGCAGCACAUCAACUGUUGGAAAAAACCUGCCUAAGGAAUUCAGUUCUUCAGAAGACGAUGCAGACAAGACUAGCCCCUCACCUCCAUCUUACGAGGAGUCCUGCUCAAGACAGUCAAGAAACCUCCUCAGAGUGGAGUCUUCCAUCAGGGCAAAAGAUACAACUGAGAUAUUAGAUCCUGUCCUGCAAAACGAAGACGAGGAUGAACACUGCCCUGACCAAACAGGUCAAACAUCAUCUCAGAGGAGAACGGCUUCAUCAGGGACAGAAGAGCCUGGAAGCCCUACUCAGUACUUGCUCCCUGCAUUUGAUAGACCUCAGCCAAUCUCAGACAACCUCCACCAGAUCUCGACCAGGCAUUAUUCGAUGCAGCAGAAGUACUCACAGCAGGCCAUGCCAGGCUUCAUGAGGAAAGUCCAGCCCACCAACGAGUUUGGCGAGCCUGAAUCAGGGAAGGUCAUUGUCAAGAUCAGCAAUCGGGAAGAACUGGUGCUCCUUCCAUCGCAAGCCAAUAAGGCCCAGCUGCCGUCCGCUCACCAGCGACUUGGGUCCAAUUCUAGUGUCAGUAGCUUAUCCUCGGACCAUCCCUGGUCAGAAAGUGACCCUGAUGAGUCCCCCCGCCCCACAAGACAACCUCAGCGAGGGGGAAUCCUCUCAAAGAAAUCCCAGAACAAGAAGUCGCAAGAUAAGCACAUCACAUUUGCCCUAGACGAGGAGUUAAAACUAGAACCAGGAACGUCUUCUCUGAACAUUAAGCCUCCCCUCAACAAGCGACGGGACCUAUCACCAAUCUACGAGGCUCCAGAUUUAGUCAAAUCCACCAAUGAUGAUCCCAAGAGUCAACAGAGGGAACCUCAGAAAAGUGACAAGCUAGAUGAAAGUUCUGGCACGCCUAGUGUCAAGAAAUCUAGUGAGUCCUCAAAUCCUAAGGACAAGUCACCAAUCGGUGGGAGAAACAGCCGACUCUUCAGCUACAGCAGUGACGAGGGUGAUCAUGAGGGACUGGAGAGUCACAGACCACAGAAGCCAUCACCACGGCAUGAAGCACAGAAUCAGAAAUAUCUUAAGGGCCUGUGUAUUAGGUAUGAGAGUUCUGACAGUGAAGAUGAUGCAGAGGAUCAGCAUUCCAACGCCGGUUCCUCUAGCGGCUUUGAGCGACACAUUUGCUACCUGUAA